AUGUACUCCAUUAAUGUGGGCUUGGAGAACGCUGAUGACACCCCUCUACAGGAAGUGACUCAACUCUACGGUGACGUUGACGGUCUUCUAACUGCACUACAUCAAUGUAUGGCGCGGUGGAAUAGUACUGUCGCACCACCGGAUGAAUUGCUGCCCUUGUUACAUUGUGUGCGCAAGUACACCGCUCUAAGUGGUUUAUCACGAAAUGAAAGAUCUGUUCAAGACAUGAUAUCUCUCUCUUUGAACUCCAUAAUUAGACGGGCACUGAAAUUUGAGGUGCUAUCUGCUAACAGUGAUAAUGGUGACGAUGAAAAAGAUGGGAGUGAAGAGGAAGAAGAAGAGGAGGAGGCAACUAGCGCAUCUAUAAUGCAUCAGAUCAUAGCAGUGGCAUCAGCGGCGAUAUCUAACUGCUGCGGUGGGACUACGCGACGUGAUGCGGAUAUGCUCUUGUGGGUGAAGAUGCAUGAUAAGAUGCUGCGUGUUGUGUUCGGCUUUGCCGAUUACGCAGAUGGUGAGACAGGGGCAAGACUAUGGGCUGGUGCCGUAGCACUUUCACUCUACAUACUUGAGCACUGGAAUGAAAUGCUGCUAUUACCGAUACCCAAGACUCUUCCCAAUAAGGAGGUGGAUGCUUCCUUACGUGUUAUUGAGGUUGGAUGUGGUCCUGCACUUGUGUCACUUGUAUUUGCCACUUGUCUUUUGAACUGCCAGCAGUUGUUGCAAUGUACACGUCUGGACGUUACGGACAUUUCGCCUGCUGUCGUGACAGAAGUACGGCGCUCUUUUGCAACCCGCAAUGGGCCUGAGUUGGCUGCACUAUUAACAGAAAAUCCACAAGUAAGUCGACGAGAUGCGACAAAAGCAACAGAAGCAAUUGUACGGACAUUUUGUUUAGACUUUGCGGAUAUUCCUGCGGAACUUUGUCAACAAUAUGAUGUGGUGCUUGGUAGUGAUAUUGUUUACGAUCAUGACAUCGCCGCACAUGUGGCACCUGCGCUCGUGCAGCUUCUGCGCCCUGGCGGUGUGGCCUUUGUUUGCUGUGAGCGACACCGGGAUGGUAUGGUAUCUUUUGUCGACACCAUUCGAACAUGCAUGGGAAACUCUCUGGAGGUUCUAGCGAACUAUGCGGAUAUUCAGACAGAGCUGCAACAGUUGCACAUGAUACCUGGGCUUACAACAACCGCGUGCUCUCUCGUGGUACUGCGUCGAAUAUCUUGUACAAUUGCAUAA
Messenger RNA from Trypanosoma theileri, 1230 nucleotides. RefSeq lists its product as uncharacterized. The record is from RefSeq and is a predicted model, not a curated record. Bases 1 to 1230 code for a protein of 409 amino acids. Lineage: Eukaryota; Euglenozoa; Kinetoplastea; Trypanosomatida; Trypanosomatidae. The transcript has a single exon.